This is a messenger RNA of Tauraco erythrolophus (red-crested turaco), 237 nucleotides long. The record is from RefSeq and is a predicted model, not a curated record. Lineage: Eukaryota; Metazoa; Chordata; Aves; Musophagiformes; Musophagidae.
AUGGCGCCGCUGCCGAAUGCUGAGCUAGUGCAGAGCUCUCUGCAGUUGUAUCGUUACCUGCUUCGGUGCUGCAAGCAGCUUCCCGAAGAGAACAUUCGUCAGCAUUACAGACAUGCAGUCAGGCAGAGUUUCAAGGUUCAUGCAGAUGAAGACAAUCCUGAGCGAAUCCAGCAGAUUAUAAAGCGAGCCAUUGAAGAUGCUGACUGGGUCAUGAACAAAUAUAAAAAACAGAAGUAG